AUGGCGAAAUGCAGCGUGUUACUGCUUGGAAUCCUGCUGAUGGAUUUCUCAGCAUUGGUAAAGUCACACCAUGGAAAUGGUACAGUUCGCAACUUGGAGGAGAUCAUAAUUGGCAGAUGUUAUAAUUACAUCAGAGUAGUGAAUCCUACAGUAGGAGAAAAGGACUGUUCAGCAAUCUGGGAAACGUUUCGAAAUGCCUUUGCUUAUAAGGAGCCCAGCAAUGUCCUUCCGACUGACUAUAAGGAUUUUAUCAAUCUGGCACGGCAUGCUAUCCCUCGGGAUAAGGCAUUAUUCUGGGAAAAUACCAAGCUUCUGGUGCACAGAUAUUCAGAUAAAGCCAGGCGGAUGAUGCCUCUUGGUGACUCUCUGAUUGGUUUUUUGGCAGAUAACUUGGACUGGUGUGGACAACGUGAACCCCCUGGCAUAAACUAUGAAACCUGCCCCACAAAUAACCCAGUGAAUUCCUUUUGGAAAAUAGCAUCUGAAUCAUAUGCAAAGGAAGCCUCAGGAGUCGUGACAGUGAUGCUGAACGGUUCGGUUUCAGAUGGAACUUUUCCAAAAGAAGGGUUUUUCGCUAAACAUGAGCUUCCGAAUUUAAGAAAUGACAAAAUCUCUGAAAUACAGAUUUGGGUCAUGAACAAUAUUGAUGGACCUGUUAGGGAGACUUGUGGGACAGGCACUGUGAAAGAUCUUGAAGACAUCAUAAAAGGACGACAUUUCAGCUACUCUUGCACAGACAAUUACAGAGUUAUUCGCCUGCUGCAAUGUGUGGACCUGCCAAACCAUCCAGCCUGCAAAUGUAUUUAA
Molecule: messenger RNA, 807 nt
Organism: Hemiscyllium ocellatum (epaulette shark)
Lineage: Eukaryota; Metazoa; Chordata; Chondrichthyes; Orectolobiformes; Hemiscylliidae
Product: ADP-ribosyl cyclase/cyclic ADP-ribose hydrolase 2-like
Exons: 8
Coding region: 1-807 (268 amino acids)
Biological process (GO): positive regulation of B cell proliferation
Cellular component (GO): plasma membrane
Molecular function (GO): phosphorus-oxygen lyase activity; NAD+ nucleosidase activity
Source: RefSeq, a predicted model, not a curated record